AUGCUUAAACUCCGUCAAUUGCAGAAACAGAAACAGGAACAACUUGCGGAAAGUGCCACAGCACCAGAACGGCAAAAACAGCAACAUCAACAACAACUUUCAAACAGUGCUUCUCAGCUGCGUUUGCGCAAAGAUCUCGCCUCCCUAGAUCUGCCCCCCAGUGUGGAAAUAGAUGCAGCAGCACUCCAAACGAGUUCUACGCUUUACAUUCGAAUUACGCCCGAUGAAGGUUACUACGAGUCCGGCCGUUUCUCUUUCAAAGUAGUUUUCAAAGACACUUAUCCAAUUGAGCCUCCAAAGGUGACUCUCAUGUCUAGGAUCUUCCAUCCAAACAUCGACGUGCAGGGGAAUGUUUGUCUGAACAUCCUACGAGAAGACUGGUCGCCUGUGCUGGACGUCCAGAGCAUCGUAGUUGGGCUCUUGAUGUUAUUCCUAGAGCCCAACGCUACGGAUCCGCUCAACAAAGCCGCGGCGAACAUUUUAAAGUCAGGAUCAUCUCAGUUUCAAGGACAAGUGCGUAACGCCAUGAGUGGCGGCCUGAUCGACGGGCAGAGGUACGAUCGUGUGGUAAAGUGA
Lachancea nothofagi CBS 11611 is the source of this 576-nucleotide messenger RNA. The record is from the annotation of a GenBank genome assembly. Lineage: Eukaryota; Fungi; Ascomycota; Saccharomycetes; Saccharomycetales; Saccharomycetaceae.